CGCCGCCACAACGCUUAUCUAGCAAGGCCUUGCAAACUCCAUCCCGCCAUGCAGGAACACAGUCGAGGGAAACGAUGAGGAAAACCAUUCUCCUCUGUUUUAUUCAUGGCUUCAAGGGCGGAGACGAGACCUUCAGGCACUUUCCUUCCCACCUGAAGGCCCUCCUUCAACAUGCGCUACCCAAAGUCACCAUCCUCACCAUCACGUACCCGCAGUUCGAGACGCGCGGAGACUUGACCGAGUGCGUUGCGCGGUUUAGGGAAUGGCUGGAGAACAAAGUUAUAGACCUCGAGGUUGCCAACUCGACGCCAUCACCUACCGUCGACCCUUCGGUCCGCACAAUACUCGUCGGGCACUCCAUGGGUGGCAUCGUCGCGGCGGAGGCACUCUUGUCCAUCAUUGCCGAACAGCCAGUUCCUUCUCUCAAGAACUCACAAACGGCUUCGACAGGCUCCCUAAACGAUCAUUCGAUGCUCAUGUUCCCUUACAUACAAGGCAUUCUGGCUUUCGAUACACCAUACCUUGGAAUAGCGCCUGGCGUAGUGGCUCAUGGCGCGGAGAAGCACUGGCAGACAGCGAGCUCAGCCUACUCGGCCUACACAAACCUCGCGGGCGCCUUUGGCUGGGGGAACAAGGACAAUGGUGCCGGGCCUGCGGUUGAUACGAGUAAGAUGCUUCCUGCACCCUCCUCAGACUCCAACGCCGAUGCUGCAUCCGCACCGCUCUGGCAGAGAUACGGUCGCGUAGCCAUGUUCGCAGGCGCUGCCGGUGCAAUCGCAGCAGGCGGUGCAGCAGCAUACAUGAAGAAAGACCAGAUCUCCCAAGGGGUGAACUGGGCAACGUCGCAUCUCGAGUUCGUCGGUGUCCUAGCCCGCCCCGAAGAGAUGCGAAAGCGCCUCGCCAGCGUCGCCAAACUCUCCCACACCCAAGAUCUUGGCUUCGCCAACAUAUUCACCACUCUGGGUCACGCUGUCAACAGUGAAAACAAAGAAGCUGGCUGGACUGGAAAAGUCGCUGGCAAGGACCGCACGUUUUGCAACCUCCCCAAGGGCGAACUGAAGAACUUCUUUGUACCAGCCGUCAAUGAUAAAAGCACCGCGGAGACUUGGGCGCACAUGAACAUGUUCGAGCCGAAGAAUAACCCGGGAUAUUACACGCUGAGCGAGACAGCCAAAGAGCAGAUCAUUGAGUGGGCAGAGAAGACGGAGUGGUAUGAACAGAGUGAGGGGCCAUUGAGGGGAGAGGUCGAAGAGGAGGCGGAAAUCGUAGAACGCCAGGAGGUAGAUGAGCAGAUGCAGAGGGAGGCGGACGCAAAGGAUGCCAAGGAGGACGAGUUUGUGGAUUUGAAGAGGCCAGCAAGUGAGUCGGCGGAGUCCGAAGACGAUGUGCGGAAAAGGAGGGAGUUGUGAUGAUUGCACUACCUUGGUCGAUGAUGACAGGCCCAAUGAUGUAUGAGUACGACGGAUUGAUAGAAGCGAGUAGCGAGCGUGGUAUACCCCAUCCUCUCUACAUGAACACGAAUACAUGACAUGCUUUUAACAACUUGGCA
Molecule: messenger RNA, 1549 nt
Organism: Cucurbitaria berberidis CBS 394.84
Lineage: Eukaryota; Fungi; Ascomycota; Dothideomycetes; Pleosporales; Cucurbitariaceae
Exons: 2
Coding region: 75-1409 (444 amino acids)
Source: RefSeq, a predicted model, not a curated record